CUUUACUAAACUCUAUGUAAACUAUAAAGCGGAAAAAAACUAACCUCUGGAACACACUGCACCUAUACACACUGUUACUACAAUUUUAUUUUUUUAUGGAGCCAAUGCUGGAAGAGAAAACAGUUUGGCGUGAAAUAUUUAUUAAAAGACUGAUUGCCCGCGACAACAAACUAAAAAAAUUAGCUUUUGUGGAAAGUACCUGGAAACCAAAAAGCUAUAUUAAUUUGCUACCAGAAAUAAGUGAAUUAAUAGAAGCAUGCUACACGAAAUGGAUGAUUGUUCUCAAUUUCAUAUUUUUGCUUUGUGGUGUUUCUUUAAUAAUGGGGAUUUCGAGAUUAAGACCUUUAUUUAACCUUAAUAUAAAUUGUGGAGUCCAUGUAGUAAAUACUAAAAGUGCUUAUGAAAGCCAUAUACAAUGCCUGUAUUUUGAUUAUUUGACAAUUAGCGACAUGGAAGGCCCACUGCAUUUCCCUUACGUGCAAUCGAUUGGAAUGCUUAAAGUUUUCUAUAAAGGUCUUCAAAUAAAACGUGUAGAAACCUCUCCUAAGCGUUGGAUAUGCAUAUUUAGUUUAAUAAACUCCACAGAAAUAACCUUUCCAAGCCUCAAAAACUUGCGACAGGUUUUAGUAAGGGGGCCUUACGGGCUUCCACUCGUAUUUCCAUCAUGCAUUGCUAUACGAUUACCUGUUAUCGAAAAAAUAGAUAAAAUAAUAUUUGAAAAUUUUCAUUCAAACUGCAUGAAAACGCUGAACUUUAGCUCUUUGAAAUUUAACAAUGAAAUACAAGUUGUUAACUCAAGUUUUAACACUAUAGACUUGCCUUUACUUGUUAGAACCAAGUUGCUCAAAUUUUUAAACACAAGUUUAAUACUUUUGAAAGCAUCUCUCUUAAGAACUCUAGAAAAAAUAGAUAUAGAUAAGCUGGCUUCUAACAAGCCUGUAAAGCUUAUAUUUCCGGGGUUGGUGAAGUGUGACAUAUUUUUGAUUACUAAUUCUAAAAUAAUAGAACAAUUAGAUUUUCCAGCUCUAAAUUCCGUCAACUGCAUUUAUUUAGAUAAACUGGAAUUUACUCUUACCGAUUUAGUGCUACCCCUUUUGAAAUGUGUAGCUGUUCUCAAGAUUAUUAAUGUUAAAGGCCUUCACAGUCUGAAGCUUACGAGCAUUGUCAAUCAAGGGAGUAUGGUAAUUAUAAAUACGUGGGGACUGUCAAACGUCAUCUCCACUGCUCAGAAUGCACAGCAUAUGACUUUUAUAGGAAAUUAUAAUCUAAAAAGCUUACAUUUCGAAAACUUAACAACUUCUGACUUCUUAAUGUUUAAUAAUAUGGCCUUGGAAUCCUUAAGUUUACCCUCUUUAAAUUCAGGCGAUUUUACGGUGAAAUAUUGUAAAAACUUAACUGUAAUCUUUUUGCCCAACUAUUUAAAUGGUAACCUUUUGGUAAGCUCAACUCCAAAAAUGAAAAAAGACGUCAUCUCCAGCUACCCAAAAGUGAGAGAAAGCAAAAGUUCCGGCUUUAAAAAUAAUGGCGACUCUAAGGAAAAUUUACUUACUCCUCCAAAGUUUUAUCAAAAUACUCAAUUAUUAAAUUCUUAAUAUAAAAAUAUUUUGUACUUAAAAAUUUUAUUU
Messenger RNA from Zophobas morio, 1625 nucleotides. RefSeq lists its product as uncharacterized. The record is from RefSeq and is a predicted model, not a curated record. NCBI's taxonomy places the organism in Eukaryota, Metazoa, Arthropoda, Insecta, Coleoptera, Tenebrionidae. The transcript has 19 exons. The coding region runs from base 96 to 1592 and encodes 498 amino acids.